This is a messenger RNA of Macroventuria anomochaeta, 1950 nucleotides long. Its product is annotated as terpenoid synthase. The transcript has 2 exons. Lineage: Eukaryota; Fungi; Ascomycota; Dothideomycetes; Pleosporales; Didymellaceae. Gene Ontology annotation, molecular function: prenyltransferase activity. The record is from RefSeq and is a predicted model, not a curated record. Gene Ontology annotation, biological process: ubiquinone biosynthetic process; isoprenoid biosynthetic process. Gene Ontology annotation, cellular component: transferase complex. The coding region runs from base 425 to 1540 and encodes 371 amino acids.
CUUACUCGCGUUGACGGCUUGGCGCCCUCCGUCAUGACUUCCUGGAAGACUUCCUGGAAAACUUCCCCCAUGCUGAUAGCCCGGCCAUCUCUUCCGAACAAGCUCCAAUUCCUCGGCGACACAUCAAUUGCACUGGCACCGUCCUUCCCUCAUCUACUUCACACCGGAAGAUCCAAUGAUGAGCCGCUCGGGUCGGCUCGCGAGCAGUUUUGCCCAGCGGUCUUACACUUCUUCGACUCCAACGCCACGCCUCUCGAUAUCGACAUGUCCUUGCCAUAGCGCCGCCUUCCGCACCCAAGAGCCUCAUGUCGCGUCACAUCACUCUGCCAGGCGGCGAAAUCAGUCAUCGUGGGCGGCCGCGGCGCAAGCUGCCAGUGUUGCGCAGCACAUCAGGGCCGCGCCGCCACCAGAUGCGCCGCUCAAGAUGGAUCCCUUCCAGACUGUAGCACGCGAGAUGAAGUUCCUGACGGGGAACAUAAGAUCACUACUCGGCUCUGGACACCCUACCCUGGACACGGUCGCCAAGUAUUACACGCAAAGCGAGGGCAAAUACGUGCGCCCCAUGCUCGUCCUGCUCAUGAGCAGAGCCACAGCAUUGACGCCAAAGAUCGCACGUGCAGGAUGCGGCAGCAACAGCGUCGACGCCCCCAUCACCAGCUCCUCAACACUCAGCGACGACAACCCCGACGCGAGUAUAUCCCACAUCGCACACGACACCGCCUACACCUCCGCCGACUCGGACAUCCUCCCCUCGCAGCGCCGCCUCGCCGAGAUCACGGAACUCAUCCACACCGCCUCCCUCCUCCACGACGACGUUAUCGACCACUCGGUCGCCCGGCGCAGCGCGCCCUCGGCAAACAUCGAGUUCGGCAACAAAAUGGCCGUCUUGGCCGGCGACUUCCUGCUGGGCCGCGCCUCCGUCGCGCUUGCACGCUUGCGGGACCCAGAAGUGACAGAGCUGCUCGCAACUGUCAUUGCGAACCUCGUUGAGGGCGAGUUUAUGCAGCUCAAGAACACCGCGCGGGACGAGAAGAAUCCCGUCUGGACCGAGGACACUGUGACGUACUACCUGCAGAAAACAUAUCUCAAGUCCGCGUCCCUGAUUUCGAAAUCGUGCCGUGCUGCUGCUGUGCUGGGUGGGAGCACGCCCGAGGUCGUCGAGGCGAGUUACCAGUACGGAAAGAAUCUGGGCAUGGCGUUCCAGCUGGUCGACGACAUGCUGGAUUACACAAUAAGCAGUGAGGAGCUGGGGAAGCCGGGUGGUGCGGAUUUGGAGCUUGGGCUGGCGACGGCGCCGUUGCUUUUUGCGUGGAAAGACAACAAGACACUAGGAAAGCUUGUGGGUAGGAAGUUUGGGGAGAAGGGGGAUGCGCAGAAGGCACGUGAAAUCGUACUCGCCAGCACCGGUCUUCAGCAGACACGCGUCCUAGCCCAAGACUACGUCGAUAAAGCCAUCGAAGCCAUUUCGCCCUUCCCGGACAGCGACGCCAAGAACGGUCUGAUCGAGAUGUGCACCAAGGUUCUGCGGAGGAGAAAGUAGAGCACGGUUUGGGUUGUUUUGUGUAUAAGUACUGUACCUUUUGCGAGCAUAAGACGCACACUGCGCUGCGCCUGGCGCGAAACGAGAUGGGAGGCUAGUCAUCCGUCCGUUUGUUUGGGAUUUGACUGUAUAUAUAUUGUAUCUACACUACUAGAAGCAUGGUGCGUAGAGAAGCAAUUCGCAUUUCGAUCCAACGGCAUAGCACCAAGAUCCAUCACGAGUGGACGCUGUUCGCUACGGGUUCACAUGUGGACUAUACUUACAACCUGGAUCGCCUUGAUGGCGGGUUUGAAGGGAUUCGUAGUCGAGCGCCUUGCCAUUGGGCGAUUCGGCCAGAUGUUGAUCUGAUAGAUGAGAGGACAACAUGCAAAGCACUUGAUAUCAAUGGACAUUCUCAUCUGUUUGUUCAG